GAGGCAGCGAGUCCAGGGCCCAGGCGAGGGGGGCAGGCGCGGGUGAGCCAGCUGGCGUCCUCCCUGGCCUCUAAUCAGCACUAAGAAAGGCUUUGCUGAUGACAGUGUUUGCGGGCAGCCCCUGUGCACCGGGGGACGACAGCGGUUCCAGGACAGGCGGCCGGCCACCAUGAGCCUCAGCGAAGAGCAGGUGAGGCGGUACCUGGACCAGAACCCGGGCUUUGCGGAGCAGUACUUUGAAGGGAAGAAGCUCAGCCCCGAGGAUGUGGCCCAGGCCUGCGAAGACGGGCUCCCGGCGGACGGCGCCAGCUUCCGGGAGCUGUGCCAGGUGGAGGAGAGCGCGGCGCUGCUCGAGCUGGUGCAGGACAUGCAGGAGAGCGUGAACAUGGAGCGCGUGGUCUUCAAGAUCCUGCGCCGCCUCUGCCCCGUGCUGCACGCCGACUGCUGCAGCCUCUUCAUGUUCCGCCAGCGCAACGGCGUGGCUGAGCUCGCCACGCGCCUCUUCAGCGUGCAGCCGGGCAGUGCCCUGGAGGACUGCCUGGUGCCCCCCGACUCCGAGAUCGUCUUCCCGCUGGACAUCGGGGUCGUGGGCCACGUGGCUCAGACCAAGAAGAUGGUGAACGUCAAGGACGUGGCCGAGGGAAGCUCCCGGGAGCCAGGACAGCUCAGCCACUGGGAAGAGGGGAGCAGCAGGACCGGCCAGCUGUGCAGAGCAUGGAAAGCCCAGGAGGACUCUCACUUCAGCCCCUUCGCUGACGAGCUGACCGGCUACGUGACCAGGAACAUCCUGGCCACACCCGUCAUGAACGGCAAGGACGUGGUGGCCGUGAUCAUGGCCCUGAACAAGCUGGACGCCCCGUGCUUCACCAGUGAGGACGAGGACGUUUUCUUGAAGUACCUGAACUUUGCUACACUGAACCUGAAGAUCUACCACCUGAGCUACCUGCACAACUGUGAGACACGCCGCGGCCAGGUGCUGCUCUGGUCGGCCAACAAGGUGUUUGAGGAGCUGACGGACAUCGAGAGGCAGUUCCACAAGGCCUUCUACACCGUGCGGGCCUACCUGAACUGCGAGCGGUACUCGGUGGGCCUGCUGGACAUGACCAAGGAGAAGGAAUUCUUCGACGUGUGGCCUGUUCUGAUGGGAGAGGCCCAGCCGUACUCAGGCCCACGCACACCCGACGGCCGUGAAAUCCUCUUCUACAAGGUCAUCGACUACAUCCUCCACGGCAAGGAGGACAUCAAGGUCAUCCCCACACCGCCGGCGGACCACUGGGCCCUGGCCAGCGGCCUUCCAACCUAUGUGGCGGAAAGUGGCUUUAUCUGCAACAUUAUGAACGCCCCCGCGGAGGAAAUGUUCCGAUUUCAGGAAGGCGCCUUGGACGACUCCGGGUGGGUCAUCAAGAACGUCCUGUCCAUGCCCAUCGUCAACAAGAAGGAGGAGAUCGUGGGGGUGGCCACGUUUUACAACAGGAAAGACGGGAAGCCUUUUGACGAGCAGGACGAGGUCCUCAUGGAGUCCCUCACGCAGUUCCUGGGCUGGUCCGUGCUCAACACCGACACCUACGACAAGAUGAACAAGCUGGAGAACCGCAAGGACAUCGCCCAGGACAUGGUGCUGUACCACGUGCGGUGUGACAGGGACGAGAUCCAGCUGAUCCUGCCGACGCGGGAGCGCCUGGGGAAGGAGCCGGCUGACUGUGAGGAGGAGGAGCUGGGGCAAAUCUUGAAGGAAAUGCUGCCGGGGCCCACCCAGUUCGAGAUCUACGAGUUCCACUUCUCCGACCUGGAGUGCACGGAGCUGGAGCUGGUCAAGUGCGGCAUCCAGAUGUACUACGAGCUGGGCGUGGUCCGCAAGUUCCAGGUCCCCCAGGAGGCCCUGGUGCGGUUCCUGUUCUCCGUGAGCAAAGGCUACCGCAGGAUCACCUACCACAACUGGCGCCAUGGCUUCAACGUGGCGCAGACCAUGUUCACGCUCCUCAUGACAGGGAAGCUGAAGAGCUACUACACUGACCUGGAGGCCUUCGCCAUGGUGACAGCGGGCCUGUGCCACGACAUCGACCACCGAGGCACCAACAACCUGUACCAGAUGAAGUCCCAGAACCCCUUGGCCAAGCUGCACGGCUCCUCAAUUCUGGAGCGACACCACCUGGAAUUCGGGAAGCUCCUGCUGGCGGAGGAGGGCCUGAACAUCUACCAGAACCUGAACCGGCGGCAGCACGAGCACGUCAUCCACCUCAUGGACAUCGCCAUCAUCGCCACGGACCUGGCGCUCUACUUCAAGAAGAGGACGAUGUUCCAGAAGAUCGUAGACGAGUCUAAGAACCACAAGGACCGGGCGAGCUGGGUGGAGUACCUGUCGCUGGAGACGACCCGGAAGGAGAUAGUGAUGGCCAUGAUGAUGACGGCCUGCGACCUGUCCGCCAUCACCAAGCCCUGGGAGGUCCAGAGUAAGGUUGCUCUGCUGGUGGCAGCUGAGUUCUGGGAACAAGGUGACUUGGAAAGGACCGUUCUGGAUCAGCAGCCCAUUCCGAUGAUGGACCGGAACAAGGCAGCUGAGCUCCCCAAGCUGCAGGUUGGCUUCAUCGACUUCGUGUGCACCUUCGUGUACAAGGAGUUUUCCCGCUUCCACGAGGAGAUCCUGCCCAUGCUAGAGCGCCUGCAGAACAACAGGAAAGAGUGGAAGGCCCUGGCGGAUGAGUACGAGGAGAAAGUGAAGGCCCUGGAGGAGGAGAAGAAGAAGCAGGAGGAGAAGACAGCGGCCAAGAAAGUGGGCGCUGAGAUCUGCAAUGGUGGCCCAGCACCCGCAUCCUCCACAUGCUGCAUCCUGUGAGCCGCUGGCGGGGCCUGAUAGCUCCCUCACACCCACUGGACUCCGCCUCCCACCACCUGGUACAGGAGUUUGUGAAGCCUGAGAAAGUGAAGACACUUUUGGAAAUUUUGAAUUUAAGGUUUAUGUUUUUGGCAGCUAAAGCCAAUUACAAAUAACACACAGCGUAGCCUGCGCUACACUUACACACAUCUGUCUUUGGAUACACAGUAAUACCAGAGACCUUCGAGUCUGUGAAUGUGUCUAAAGCAUGGGUGGAAACUCUACACAUGUAUUUACGUGUAUAUGGGUAGACGGAUACAGAGAUGCUGUUUCCCAUUUGUUUUAGGAACCAAUAUAUGACCAGAAAUCUAGAAUAAAAUGCAAACAAAUUGCCCUU
Phyllostomus hastatus (greater spear-nosed bat) is the source of this 3209-nucleotide messenger RNA. It is a transcript of the gene PDE6B, whose product is annotated as phosphodiesterase 6B. The transcript has 23 exons. Lineage: Eukaryota; Metazoa; Chordata; Mammalia; Chiroptera; Phyllostomidae. The coding region runs from base 170 to 2833 and encodes 887 amino acids. Gene Ontology annotation, molecular function: protein binding; 3',5'-cyclic-nucleotide phosphodiesterase activity. Gene Ontology annotation, cellular component: photoreceptor outer segment membrane. The record is from RefSeq and is a predicted model, not a curated record. Gene Ontology annotation, biological process: signal transduction; retina development in camera-type eye.